Lodderomyces margitis is the source of this 1200-nucleotide messenger RNA. RefSeq names its product RNA methyltransferase. Gene Ontology annotation, biological process: 7-methylguanosine RNA capping; 7-methylguanosine cap hypermethylation. Gene Ontology annotation, cellular component: nucleus. Gene Ontology annotation, molecular function: RNA cap trimethylguanosine synthase activity. Bases 1 to 1200 code for a protein of 399 amino acids. The transcript has a single exon. Lineage: Eukaryota; Fungi; Ascomycota; Pichiomycetes; Serinales; Debaryomycetaceae. The record is from RefSeq and is a predicted model, not a curated record.
AUGAUGGCUCUCGCAUCGGAUGAGUCGGCUGACAGAGGAAACGAAUUAACUGACACAUCGAGUGGUAAAACGUUUGAAAGGUCCUCCUCCCCAGGGAAAAUUGAAAAGCGAAAGAAGAAAAAAAGAAAGAACAAAAAGAAGAGUAGGUUGGCUCUUGAUAAUAACGAACAAAAUGUACCCCAAGAUCACUACGAAGGCCAGGAAGAUGCGAUAUAUGAGGGGGAAAUAGACUACAAUGAAUAUCUGUACAAUGGUGAAUUGUUGAUGCAUACAUAUUAUACAUUACCAUCAUCAGUGCAAAAAUUCUGGAGUCGAAGAUACGAAUUGUUUACCAAAUAUGACGAAGGGAUAUACCUCUCAGCAGAGCUAUGGUACAGUGUAACACCUGAAACGAUUGCUAAAUACAUUGCACAAUUAUUUGUGAAAAUUCUUCCUCCAGAAGCAAACUAUGGGUUAGAUGUAUGCUGCGGAGGAGGUGGUAAUAUGAUUCAAUUUGCCCAGUUCUUUGAUUCAGUAGGAGGAAUAGAAAUUAAUGGCACAAAUUUAUACUGUGCUGAACAUAAUGCCGAAGUAUAUGGCGUCCAAGAUAAAACAUGGACAGUGCAAGCCGAUUGGAGGCAGAUUACACAACUUCAAGAGAAUCAUGAAGUGAAUUACGAUUGGAUACCGCAACAUGUACGUGAAUCAAGAAAAGAUGUACCACCUAACCGAAUAUUUGAUUUUAUAUUUAGUUCACCACCUUGGGGUGGUACGAAUUACGACAGGAACGAAUUUAAUUUAUAUGCCAUGCAACCGUUCAACAUCACCGAGCUUUUACAAACAAUGACCCGGUAUUCAGAUAACGUUGGGUUGUUUUUGCCUAAGCUGUCAAGUUUAAUGCAAUUGAGUUUGGCUACGAAGGAGGUAUACGGGGAUUACAAAAAGUGCAGAGCAGUCUACAUAAAUUCCAAAGGUCGAUGCAUUGCCUUAUUGGCAUUAUUUGGUGACUGCUUUACAGCAAAAUUUGAUGAGUUGGAUGAUAUUAGCGAAGAGGCGUUAAUAGGGACAACACCUGAGGCAACUGCUCAGGAUGACAGGAGUGAGGCAGACGGAACAGAAAGUAAAAGACUGAAUGAUGUUACGGAUAUUAUAGAAGAAGCUGAUGAGGAGGGAUUUAUCUUGGGUAGUAGCUCAGAAGAAGUGGAAUCAGAUAUAGGUUAA